Molecule: messenger RNA, 1155 nt
Organism: Lotus japonicus
Lineage: Eukaryota; Viridiplantae; Streptophyta; Magnoliopsida; Fabales; Fabaceae
Product: PHD finger protein ALFIN-LIKE 4-like
Exons: 5
Coding region: 104-874 (256 amino acids)
Biological process (GO): regulation of DNA-templated transcription
Cellular component (GO): nucleus
Molecular function (GO): transcription cis-regulatory region binding; histone binding; transcription coregulator activity
Source: RefSeq, a predicted model, not a curated record
CUCCACAGAGAAAGGUCAAAACCAAACAACAGUUUCGUUCGCCAUUACCACCUUUCCCUCCAUUAACACAACACACUCUUCUUCUUCUUCUUCUUCUUCAAGCAUGGACGGUGGUGCGUACAAUCCUCGCACCGUCGAAGAGGUUUUCAGGGAUUUCAAGGGUCGUAGAGCUGCACUCAUCAAAGCCCUCACCACUGAUGUUGAGGAAUUCUACCAGCAGUGUGAUCCAGAGAAGGAAAACCUUUGCCUUUAUGGAUUUCCUAGUGAGCAGUGGGAAGUCAAUCUGCCAGCUGAAGAAGUUCCCCCAGAGCUUCCUGAGCCAGCGUUGGGUAUCAACUUUGCCAGAGACGGUAUGCAAGAUAAGGACUGGCUGUCUUUGGUGGCGGUACACAGUGAUGCUUGGUUACUUUCUGUGGCUUUUUAUUUUGGUGCUAGGUUUGGAUUUGAUAAGUCUGAUAGGAAGCGACUAUUUGGUAUGAUAAAUGAUCUUCCCACAGUAUUUGAGGUUGUUACCGGGGUGGCCAAGAAACAAGGAAAGGAAUCUCAUAGCAGUAACAAACCCAAAUCAAACUCUAAGCGAGGGUCUGAACCUCAGGUGGUGAAGUAUUCAAAAGGGUUGAUAUCGAAGGACGAGGACGAGGGCGAGGGCGAGGACGAGGACGAGGAAGGUUUAGAAGAGGAAGAUGAAGAGGAACAUGGAGAGACCUUGUGUGGGGCGUGUGGCGAGAGCUAUGCAGCUGAUGAGUUUUGGAUUUGCUGUGACAUCUGCGAGAAGUGGUUCCAUGGAAAGUGUGUGAAGAUUACCCCUGCAAGGGCUGAGCAUAUUAAACAGUACAAAUGUCCAUCUUGCAGCAACAAGAGAGCUCGAUCUUGACAAUUGAUAGUUUCUCUAGCAAUCUGGGAUUAGUAGCUAUAAUCUUGGCAAUUUUAUGACUGCUAAUCUGUUUAGUAGGUCAAGUUUUUAGGUCUUGCUAUCAAACGCAGGUUCAUUGUUCAGAUAUUAAGUUAGGUAUGUGAGCUGCUACUGUGUUAUCUAGAAUUAGGAUAUUUAUGUCAUAACCGGACUUAAAAUGAUGUUCUGGUAUGUGCUACCUUAGAUUUGAUGAUGUCUUUAAAUGUACUUGUGUCCAUAUUUUAGUGAACUUCUUAUUAUCA